Pyrus x bretschneideri (Chinese white pear) is the source of this 1346-nucleotide messenger RNA. RefSeq lists its product as uncharacterized. The coding region runs from base 99 to 1112 and encodes 337 amino acids. The transcript has 2 exons. Lineage: Eukaryota; Viridiplantae; Streptophyta; Magnoliopsida; Rosales; Rosaceae. The record is from RefSeq and is a predicted model, not a curated record.
AAUAUAUAUAAUUAUUAUAUAUGUGUACACACACACACACACACAUAUAUAUAUAUAUAUUGUACGUAACGUUUGACCUUAGCUAGCAGCUACAUGCGAUGGAAAGCAUGAACCGUGGAGGAAGUUUCUCCUUCAGCUGCUCCGAUUCUGACUUGAACUUUUCUUCCCUCUCACAUUUCACCGACAACGACGAUGACGAAGACGAUGAAUCUUACAUCGAAAUAGCACUUGACCAUCACCAUGAUCAUCCUAAACCGUCAAGCCAAGAUGAUGAUGAGGAGGAUGAUGAAGAUCUUGGUCGUGGAGGACUAGACCGUGUGGAUUACUUGCGCAUAUCGUUUUCGUCUAGUCUUCUCCCGGAGCUCUCCGCCACCAACCUCCCUCCCAAUCACGUCUCUGAGGCAGCUGAUCACCCAGUAAACCAGAUUCCGUCGUCGCCAACGGUGUCAUAUUCUUGCCUUCCGAGCUCUUCUUCCAUGGAAGACAGUUGUAGGAAUCCGAUAGGAUUGGAUGAGCCUUCAAGGCUCCGCAGAAGUACUAGCGCAAAAGGAAGAUUACCCAGAGUUAACCGGCUAGUCAACACGCUGCUGUUUGGUCUCCGGUCAUCAUCGGAGUCGCCUACCCCCGCGGACGACGCUGACCUGUCACGGAGCAGGAAAGCAUCAAACAUCAAAACCUCAAUAAACGGUGGCCUCAUGAAGUUUCUCUUCAAGUUCCGAGCCAUGAAUCUUGGAGCACUGGUAGCUUCAUUUGUAAAGCCCCGCCAAGUUGCUUAUGACGAUGACGAUCCUCAUCAAUCCCAAAACAUUAAUCGUCGAUGCAAGAACAAGAAAUCGAAGGAGAGUAGUAGCAGUACUCUUCAAUGGUUGGUUCAAAAGAAGCAAGGGAAAAGCAGCAGGACCAAGAACUCUUCAGAAGCAGUAGGAGGAGGCAUUAGUCGCAAAGAAAGAAGAACAAGGAGCUGCCAAAGUUCAAUUAAGUCUUCCCCAAUUCACCAAGGAUUUACAAGUGAUGACCAUAGUAAUAAGGUAUAUCUUUAUAAAAGAGAAACCUCAAUUCAGUCUGCAAUUGCCCACUGCAAAACUUCAUUUGAACAAACAUCCAUAUCCUGAUUAAUUUUGGCUUUUCUCCAAAUUAUCAACACCCACCAGUUUAUAAGAUGUUGUUGCUGCCGGAACAUGGAAUCAAACUACUUGUUCGGCGCGUGAGAACAUAAAAAACCACAUCUGUAAUAGAGGUAGAACUCAUCUGCACUACGAUAUGCGAUCAAUUUUUGUGAUAGAUGUACAUACUCAUAUGGUUAUCCAUCUCAUACAUAUUUGAAUUGAUGAAUAACAAAUGUUAAU